This is a messenger RNA of Cydia amplana, 609 nucleotides long. RefSeq lists its product as uncharacterized. The transcript is spliced from 5 exons. Bases 109 to 594 code for a protein of 161 amino acids. The record is from RefSeq and is a predicted model, not a curated record. Gene Ontology annotation, biological process: sleep; positive regulation of voltage-gated potassium channel activity; regulation of synaptic transmission, cholinergic. Lineage: Eukaryota; Metazoa; Arthropoda; Insecta; Lepidoptera; Tortricidae.
UAAGUUGUGCAAAGUUUUAAACAUUCAGUUAUAAUCUUGUACAGUUUAGUGAACCUAAAAUGUUAUUGAUUGAUAUUUUGUGAUACGAAUCUAAAGCUCAGCUGAAACAUGAAACUGCCGGGGCCCAGCAGAAGCGUGGUGUGCCUCGCCGCGCUACUUUCUUACAUAACACUCGCGCAAGCCAUCGACUGCUUCAAAUGCGUCUCCAUGAACGGCAAGUUCUCGGCGUGCGACGACCCGUUCCACAACAACCAUUCUCUACAAAUGUUGGAGUCACCCUGUAUGGGGGGGCGGAAGGGCCGAGAUGGAUUAUUUCCGGCUACUUCCUGUAUAAAGAUCGCUGGGGUUUUCGAUGACACUGGCGAGCGCAUCACGGUGCGGGGCUGCGGGCUGGACUCGGGGACUGUGACGACGGACACGGAAAUCAUUCGCAUGUCGCACUGCGGUCGCUUCUACUACAACGACAGAUACGUGCACGGUUGCCUGCAGAGCUGCAACGACGCGGACGCUUGCAACGGCGCGCCUCGCACUAUGCACGGAGUCGCACUUGUCCCGCUAUUGUGUACUAUCAGCUUUCUUUUGAUACAGAGCUAACAGAGACCGGGCUAA